Messenger RNA from Plasmodium gonderi, 918 nucleotides. RefSeq names its product 26S proteasome regulatory subunit RPN12. The transcript has a single exon. Gene Ontology annotation, cellular component: nucleus; cytosol; proteasome regulatory particle, lid subcomplex. Gene Ontology annotation, biological process: proteasome-mediated ubiquitin-dependent protein catabolic process. NCBI's taxonomy places the organism in Eukaryota, Apicomplexa, Aconoidasida, Haemosporida, Plasmodiidae. The record is from RefSeq and is a predicted model, not a curated record. Bases 1 to 918 code for a protein of 305 amino acids.
AUGUCGAAGGGGCUAGCAGAAGGAAUCACACUGUUCAAGAAGCUGCUAUGCAGCUAUCAUAACUUGAAUGAGAGUGAACUAGAGGGAUCUCUAACUAAUGGAGACAUUCAGACUCUUUUCCAAAUAAGUGCAGACAUGAGUGAACCAAUCGAAUGCAACAUUGAAAAGUGUAAAGAGAUUCUUACAAGAUUGAAACUUGUACUUAUCCACCUACCAUCAGCUGAUCCCCUUGUGCCAAUUGCAAAAAAAGAUAUUAAUGAAUUAUUAUUGGCAAGAGAAAUUUUAGAAAAAGGAGUUAUCAUUUCAAUAAUGGACAAAGACAUAAAAGCAUUUACAAUUUAUAUAGCACAGUUAUUUUUAUAUUAUUUCGAUUUCCAAACAAUUAUUCCAAAAAGUAAUAAACAAAAUGGAAUCCUAGGUGUAUAUCUACUGUACUUAUUAUCAUCUAAUCUAAUUGGAGAUUUCCAUAUGACUUUAGAAAUUAUAUCUAUAGAAGACCAAAAUCAUGAUUAUAUAAAAUAUGUUUUAGAAUUAGAGCAGCAUAUUAUGGAUGGCUAUUUUUAUGAUGUUCUUACAAAGAAGGAUGAUAUUCCAUUGUAUCUCUAUUCAUUAUUUAUGGAGAGAUUGUACAAUACAAUUCGAUUUAAACUAGCUGAUUGUAUUUUUGCAUCUUCCAACUGUAUUUCUUCCAUUCAUGCAUGUCAGUUAUUGAAGUUUGUUGAUGAAAAUGAUUUGUAUCAAUUCAUUCGAGAGUAUAAUGAAACCAAAACUAGUCAGGGCGAAAGUAACCUUAUCUGGGAAGUGAGAAAUCAAAAAAUAUUUUUCAAUAAUCAAACCGUUUCUGUGCACGAAUUACCUUCUCUUGAAAUUUUGAAAAAUACUAUUGGAUAUGCCACAGAAUUGGAGAGAAUAGUGUGA